This is a messenger RNA of Cuscuta epithymum, 741 nucleotides long. Lineage: Eukaryota; Viridiplantae; Streptophyta; Magnoliopsida; Solanales; Convolvulaceae. The record is from the annotation of a GenBank genome assembly.
GGUUUUCAGGUACUUGUAUACGCAAACCGUUGACCACGUGCCAAUGUGAGAAUAUUCUCCACACUUACUAGGCAUGUAUGAAUGUACCAGGAUAGUUUGGGCUUGGAUUCAGGGUGUCAGUGGGAGAUCGACGCAAAGCACCGAGAGGGCGAUGUCUUGUUGUGUGCGACGAAGGCCUAGUCAGCCUUGUUUUUGGAUGAGAUUUGUCAUCUGCUUCGGCGAAGCGGGAAGGCAGAUGGACGAUUCAAACAGCUGGGCAACGAAGGAUAAAGCAACGGGUGGCAGUUUUGCUAUGCGAGCAGGACAAGGAGGAAUGAACAGGCUUCGUAUAUUCCAGAUUUUGAUCGUCAAUGGAGAAUCAAUUGGUGUGGUACCGAUGGUACGGCCCGCUCCAGAACCACCGCCAAGGUUUGAUCGACGCGAUUUGGAUUUUGCUUAUUUAUCUUUUCUGCAUUUUAAUUUUCAGGUUAAGACGUUUGUGUUUUGUUGUUAUUUUAUUUUAUGUUGUAAGACUCUUGCAUUAGGUUUGGGGAAUGAGAGGUCUACGGUAAUCAUCAUUGGUUGUAUCUGUAUAUUGCCCAAUUUAGGUCUAGUGAGUUAUAUUGCUUUGUCAAAUGUGAUUAACUCAGAGUCUCGGCCAAGGGCGGAUGGUUACAUGUGGUUCUUUUGUUAUCAUGUACCUCUGCUGAAUGCUAUUUUAUUAAUCUAAAGCCACUUUGACGAUAAAAAAACAUAUUUUUG